Molecule: messenger RNA, 3166 nt
Organism: Saccostrea echinata
Lineage: Eukaryota; Metazoa; Mollusca; Bivalvia; Ostreida; Ostreidae
Product: disintegrin and metalloproteinase domain-containing protein 10-like
Exons: 17
Coding region: 280-3018 (912 amino acids)
Biological process (GO): caveola assembly; membrane protein ectodomain proteolysis; Notch signaling pathway
Cellular component (GO): plasma membrane
Molecular function (GO): metalloendopeptidase activity
Source: RefSeq, a predicted model, not a curated record
CCCGGAUCUCAGUCAGCAGAGAGAAAGGAAGAGAGAGAGAAAAAAAACCUGGGAAAUAAAAACGAGAUAUUGUGUGGGAUUAUAGAUUGACCACUAAAGGAGAGAGAGGGGGUAUAACGGGCACCUGUUAGGGAGGGAUAUCUACAAACAGCAAGGACACGCACACAGAAGGUCAGGCUGACCUAGUUAUGUGAUGGAAAGAUCCUGUAUGGAGAGGGAUUCCAGCACUGAAUGAAAUAAUGAUGUGAUUUAAUAAACAAACAACGACAGUAGUUCACCAUGAAAUCUCAAAUCACCGGAAGCUGUUAUCACGUCAUCAUCACUGUCUUCAUUGCACCAGUCAUUUCCGAGUUAUCUCCCAUUAAGCACAUACUUCACGAUUAUCGACCCUUACAUUACGAUCAUCAUCACCUCAAAAACCAACACGAACGCAUGCGCAGAUCAUCAAUCCACACGAUGGAAUUUGAAUUCAGUUCAUACAACAGACAUUUCAAGGUUCGUUUAAAACGUGAUACUGAUGUUUUUCACUCUGACGUCACAAUAGAGAACAGUAACGGUCCAGUUGACAUCGAUACAUCAUUUUUAUACACCGGUGUUCUCAAAGAUGAACACUCUAACGUAUAUGGCCUAGUUAAUUCGGAAGGGCAUUUUCAAGGACAAAUCCACACCACAGAUAUGACCUACUUUGUUGAACCUUCGACAUUAUACUUCAAACGUCCCCAACCAUUUCAUUCCAUUAUUUACACUUUGAAAGACGUCAAUCGUAAUAUGACGUCAUCAUUUUGUCACGCCGAUAGCACUAGAGAGAGAAUCAUGAAAAGUAUUCCCUUCUCUGUCCACCGAGAAGCUGACCAAUGGCAAAACAGAUAUACAUUUGACGCAGAAUCACAAGGACGCCGGAAAAGAGCAGUUGACCCAGCAAAGACUAUCUGUUCUCUAUAUAUGCAGGCGGAUCAUACUUUUUACCAGAAAUUCAGUAGCAAUGUAGACACAGUAGUGGCCCAACUUGGUGUUUACGUUCAAGCGAUUAACAAUAUAUUUAAACCGAUAGAUUUUGAUGGAAACGGUAACGCUGACAACAUCGGAUUUCAAGUAAAGAGGAUGAAAGUGCAUACGGACCCAAACGCCCCAGGGUAUAAAUUGAAUGGCGCUUUCAGCGUUGAGAAGUUUCUUGACCUCCAUUCCUCGGACAACUACGACAAUUUUUGCCUGUCCUACAUGUUCGCUGACCGUGACUUUGACGGCGGUGUCCUUGGCCUUGCUUGGGUGGCGUCCUUGACAAAAGCCGGCGGCGUCUGUGAGAAACACAGGAGUUACAAUGGCGAAUACAAAAGUCUAAAUACCGGAAUCGUGACGGUCAAAAACUAUGGAGCCGAAGUAGCAUCUGUUGUUACCCAAGUGACUUUCGCUCACGAAGUCGGACACAAUUUCGGAUCAGACCACGACACUGACGGAUCGACAUGUGCUCCAGGUGGAACAGACGGAAACUACAUAAUGUACGCACGCGCAACUUCCGGGCAUUUACCGAACAACGAUAAGUUUUCAAGCUGUAGUAUCAACCAGGUGGCGCCCAUUAUCGAGGAGAAAGGUCGUAGUCCAACCGCCGGCUGUUUCGUAGCGCCUACAGGCCACGUGUGUGGGAAUAAAAUAGUGGAGGACCCGGAUGAAGAAUGUGACUGUGGGUGGGAGGAUGACUGUAAGGAGACGUGUUGUAAUCCCGCGGGAUCAACCAAUUCCUGUAAAUACAACAAUACCGGGGGUGUGGCGGGAUUUUGUAGCCCAAGUGAGGGGCCGUGCUGUGGAUCAGACUGCCAGAAGAUGACUUCCGGUGUAUGCCGAGGGAACACUUCUUGUCUCGCUGCCGCCACGUGCGAUGGUUCAGGGGUCACGUGCCCUCCAUCGUCACCGGAACCAAACGGAACUGCAUGCGCUGACGGACAGGUUUGCUUCCUAGGGGAGUGUUCAGCCUCGGUGUGCCUGGCUAAGGGUUACGAGUCAUGUCAGUGCCCGGGGUCCGGCUGGAAGGACGCAAACCUCUGCCGUCUCUGUUGUCAAGUCAACGACUCAUGUCAGUUUGAAGAUGGACACGCCUUUACAGGUGCCCCUUGUAAUGACUUCAAGGGCUAUUGUGACGUCUUUCACGUGUGUCGCGAGGUGGAUCCAACAGGACCUUUAAGCAAUAUCCGGAAGUUGCUGCUGUCAGGUGACGUCAUAAACACCGUGAAAACAUUCCUGACGGAGAAAUGGUGGGUGGCCGUGCUCGCCGCUGUCGGUCUCUUUGUUAUUAUGGGCUUAUUUAUCAAAUUUUGCUCCAAAAGUCAUGGACCAAGAAAAGAGAGGAGCGGGGGAAAGAGAGCCGAAAGUCCAAACUAUGAAUCAAAAUAUUCUACAUCUUAUGCACAGAUGCCGAGGCGUGUACAUCCAAACGAACGGCAGGAAGACCGGGACCCAAAUAAACUAAACCAGCAUCUCAAGAGCGCCUUCCAUGACGUAAUAGGAGAGCCUCCAGGGUUACGUAGUGUGAACAUCACGUGGGAUUGUUCCAAGGAGUGCUACACUUUUUUCCACGCCUGUUGCUAUGGUUUUGUAACGCUAUUCCUCGCGCCAUUCAUCGCUAUCGGUUGGGGUUUUACUUUCGCUUUUACAGCCUUUGAACAUAUUUGGUGUCUCACACCUAUAUUCAAGAACUGUUAUAUUUGCUGUGAGAGUUUUUUCUUACGCUGCAUUCGUUCCAUUCUGAAUUGUUGCGUCACACCUUGGACUAACGCAUGCGGAGGAAUUUUUGUUGCUUUUCAUAAAGACAUACCGGAAGCUGUGGUUGUACACCCCAAAGCGAGGCUAACAAAGGUAUCAUCACGUGAUAAGAAGAAUGAUGAUGAAGAGGUGGCUCAAGAACCGGAACCGGAAAAGAAAGCAUUAUUAGCUGCACCAGUUGUUAUUCGGGAAUCUAGUUAUGUCUCCGCAAAUAAAGUACAGGCGAACAAGUCGAUACAGCGUCAGCUGGGACUCUACCAAUGAAUUGGAAAUAUUAUAAACAAUAUGGUUUUGCUGUUAUUCAAUUCAUUUCAAGAGUUAAACUUUCAAUAUUGGAGUAUUUGUUGAUCGCACGAUUUAACAUUGCAAGUGUUUUUAAUUAACUUUUUAUUUAUUUAAUGGUUUUUAUUUA